This is a messenger RNA of Photinus pyralis (common eastern firefly), 1094 nucleotides long. Its product is annotated as R3H domain-containing protein 4-like. The record is from RefSeq and is a predicted model, not a curated record. NCBI's taxonomy places the organism in Eukaryota, Metazoa, Arthropoda, Insecta, Coleoptera, Lampyridae. Bases 213 to 959 code for a protein of 248 amino acids. Gene Ontology annotation, molecular function: nucleic acid binding. The transcript is spliced from 5 exons.
UACAAACAGUUGGCAGCACUGAGUGACCACUCUUGUUUUGCUUGUCACAACAAAAGUUGUUACUGUAAUGUCUUGUUGAAAAAUAAAAAUUGCUUAUAUUUGUGUAGAUUUUUUUUCCAUAUUUUCUUUCAAUGCACUAAAUUUAUAUUGAAUUCACUGUUACACAAUAUUGACACACUUGUCUACUUUUGCAGUACAGUGCUUAUGAUAAAAUGACUGUAACUAAAGGAAGACGCCCGAGUUACAUUUUUCCCAAGUCCAAUCAAACUUCUGGCUCAGAAUCCUUACAUAUAGCAACUCCUUCUACGACUGACGUAGAUUCCGAUACAGAAGCAGCCCCUCGUCGGUUUCCGUUGAAGAAUGGUGCAUGCACAAUAUUCGAAACCAUAUACGUUGAUCGAAAAAAUGUCGGUCGCAGGAAACAAAGAAUGUUGUUCAAUCAUCUACGAAUUGUUGACGAAGAAGUCGAGGACAGUGAUUACUUCCAAUUGAUGGAAGAUUAUAAAACUCCGUUCGCUAGAGUUUUAGGAGAUGCAGAUGCAUUGAGGCAGUGGAACGAGUUUAUUGAACUGCCUGAAGAAGAGCAGCGACAGUUGACAGAGCUUGUGCCUAACAUUCAACCUAUACAAUCAGGCAAACGAGACAAUCUUCGACCAAAAUUAUCAUCGAGAAUUAAACGUGCCAUAAAGAUUAAGAAAGACCUUUCGUUGGACAUGGUGCAAACUAUAGAAAAUGGGUUAGUUGAUUAUUUUUUAUGCUCCCCAGAAGGGAUUUUCGUCUCUACCCCACCGACAAGUUUUGAACGUUUAUUGCUGCACGCCAUUGCAAACUAUCAUCAUUUGAAGUCGAUAAGUAUUAUUGAGAUUGAAAUUCGUACUGUUCAAGUGACGUGUAAUGAGGAGGUAUGGAAACCGAUGGAUGUCUCAUUUUGUAACUUUGCAAAACAACUGAGUCAGUAAUGUGUGUAAGUGCCCGAGCACCUGCCAAGUUCAAAUCAUUGUUAAUCGUAACCUAGAUUUAAGAUCAUUGCUUGUUCAUUAUUAAUGUAAGCUUUGAAACAUUUGAGCAAUUAAAGUUUUCAACAUUUGUGUAAA